UUUCGGCGUUUCCGCGCCGCACGGUCACACUCUUCUGUGUAUCAGAGCUGUUGUUGAUUUUUUGUGCAGAAAAAACUACUCUUGGCUUCCCGUGUGUUCCACCAUUGUCCUGCUGCGUCGCAUUGUGUAAUUGGAGCAGAGACCGCAUACCCAGAGGCGCCGGAACAGGGAACAGCAUCUGCGGGAGCAGAAGCAGGAGCAGGAGCAGAGCAGUCGAUGGACUACGAUAAGCUGGCGUUGAACGCGGGCGGAAGCGGCAGCGGUGCCGAACAGGAUUUGGGUAUGUGCGGUGGUCAGGAGCUGCUCGAGGGCAGGGGCAAGGAGAAGGCGCGUCGCUACUGGACGCCCAGCGAGGAGGAGCGCCUGUACGAGAUCUGGGGACGCGACAACUGGCGGCUGACGCGCACCGGCAAAAACACCAUCUUCUUUGGCCGGUGGGCCGAGGAGCUGCGCGACCGGUUCGCAGUGGACGUGAAGCCCGAGGAGAUCCAGAUGAAGGUCAACCAGACCAGGGCCAAGUUCAGGCAAGUCAAGAAGCAGCUGCAGGCGGAUCCAUCCAGCCAUGCUACGCGCUGGAAGAAGUACGACAUCAUCAACCGCAUCCUGAAGAACCUGCACAGGCCCAAGAACGCCGAUCCGCUGCCGCCAGAGGCCCUGCUCAACAACCGCGACAUGACACCGCCCCGGGAUGAUGUGUCCGCGGAGCAGUUGCAGCAGCAGCAGCAACAGCCACAGCAACAAUCCGUUCAGCAGCAGCAGCAGGGCCUGGGACUGGCCAGUGAGCCAAGUACGGCCACCUUUUACAAUAGCAGCAGCAAUAGUAAUCACGGCAGCAGCCACAACAACAACAACAACAGCGGCGGAAUGAGUUUUAGCACGGAGCUGUUCACGGACCAGUACGACGAGGUGGUCAAGCAGGAAUACGAGGACGAAGAGUACCGCUCCAUUCCCUUUCAAGAGCAGUUGCAACAGUAUUCACCAGCCGAGCCUCAGCUGCUCGAGUUGCAGACGCCACAACAGCAACAACAGCAGCAGCAGCAACAACAGCAACAGCAGUUCCAAGCGAACUAUGAGCCGCAGUUUCAGCAGCAGCAAACUCAAUUCAAUAACAACAGCGUCAAUAGCAAUAGCACUGCGGCCACAUCGAGCGUCAACCACCAGCCCAUCACGGCGGUAGCCUAUAUCAAUAGCAGCAAUAACACCAUCAGCGUGGCCACAAACGCAAACGGUGGCAUGUCCGCGCCGGUGUCGGCUCAAGUUCCAGCCUCAGCUCCGGCUCCAGCCCUAGCGCCAACUCCAACCUCCAAUACCGCCGUCGUUGGCGCCUCCCCCGUUCCUGUGCCACGCAAGCGAGGUCGUCCAUUCGGCUCUGUAAAUCCUCCACACGCAGAUUCGCUUGAGGCGCUCUACAUGGAGGAAGUACGGCGAAAGAACCAGCUGCUCUACGAACAGACGAAGAUAUGCCGACAGCGACUGGAGCUGGAGGAACGCAAGGUUGACCUCAUGCAGACCUUCUUCCCCAAGUGUCUCGAGCAGCAGGCGCAGAUCCUGAGCCACGUCCUGCAGCUGCAGCAGCAGACUCCCAGCCACCAGGUGCAAAAUCAGCACCAAACGGCUCAGCGGCCGCAGUGAACAACUCUUCUGACUUUCGAAACCUCAAUUUUGGACCGCAGUGUAUGAACAAUUGUUUUUAGAUACUGGGUUGCUGUAACAUGCCGCUUUGCAGGCUGAUCGGUGCCACUAAACUUAACAAAAAUCAUGCAGCACUGUUUAUAAGAUUUAAAAUAAACUUAAUUAAUAAAUAUAUUUAAAACCAGAAA
Drosophila yakuba is the source of this 1820-nucleotide messenger RNA. Its product is annotated as myb-like protein AA. Bases 217 to 1632 code for a protein of 471 amino acids. The record is from RefSeq and is a predicted model, not a curated record. Gene Ontology annotation, biological process: positive regulation of DNA-templated transcription. NCBI's taxonomy places the organism in Eukaryota, Metazoa, Arthropoda, Insecta, Diptera, Drosophilidae. The transcript is spliced from 2 exons. Gene Ontology annotation, cellular component: nuclear body.